Zingiber officinale is the source of this 3260-nucleotide messenger RNA. RefSeq names its product receptor-like protein EIX2. The transcript has a single exon. Gene Ontology annotation, molecular function: protein binding. The record is from RefSeq and is a predicted model, not a curated record. Bases 120 to 3110 code for a protein of 996 amino acids. NCBI's taxonomy places the organism in Eukaryota, Viridiplantae, Streptophyta, Magnoliopsida, Zingiberales, Zingiberaceae.
UUGCAAUAAUGGCGGAGGGAAAUGGACUACUCUUCAUUCUUCAAGAUAAAUAGCCAUUGCCAUGGCCAUUGGUCUCCUGCAAAAUUAAUAAGAAUCCACCAAUUAAAUUUAAGAGUAGUAUGGCAACGGCCUGGAGAAGAAGCACACUCUGUUUCCGUGAGCGAUGGCCACUGCACCAUCCCCAGUACUACCGCUGCUACUAUCAGCUUCCAGCUGAUCUUGUCAUGCUUUGUUGGCUCAUCAUGAUGGCCUUCUUUCUUGUGGAGGUAGCUGGAGUAGAAGGGAGAGUGAGCAGAGAGGGAUGCUUGCCGAGGGAGAAAGAUGCUCUCUUGCUUUACAAAGCCGCCAUCGAAGAUCCUUCCGCCCGCUUGUCUUCGUGGCAGGAGGCCCAAGGAGACGACUGCUGCGCAUGGACUGGCGUAGUCUGCUACAACAGAACGGGCAGCGUACGAGUGGCCGAGCUCAACCUUCAAAAUCCGAUUGGUGGCCAACGCAAUUGGUGGGAGUACAGUUUGAGGGGUGAGCUGCUGCAUCCUUCAUUAUUGUCUUUGACUCAUUUGCAAAGCUUAAAUCUCAGUUUCAAUGACUUUGAGGCCACCCAAAUUCCACCUCUCGUUGGUUCUCUUCACAAACUCAGCUAUCUUGAUCUUUCUGAGUCCAACUUCAGUGGAAACAUUCCCCUUCAUCUCGGAAACUUAACUGAUCUUCGUUAUCUCGAUCUCAAGUCAUAUUAUUUUCCUAUAGUUAGCCAGAGCCUAGACUGGCUCUCCGGCCUUUCUUCUUUGAUUUAUCUGGACAUGUCCUAUUUGGAUCUCAGCGCUGCCUCCCACAAUUGGAUAUCAUCAGUCAACAUGCUACCUUCCCUACAACAUUUAUAUUUAUUUGAUUGUAAAAUUAAUAAUAUCCCUCUUUCUCUCAGUUUCCAUCUCAACCUCAGUACUUCUCUUGUGGAUCUUAAUCUUGGUUUCAACAACUUCAACUCUUCUUUUCCUAACUGGUUCUGGAAUCUCACCAGCCUCUCGUCUCUUCAACUUUCAGAGUGUGAAAUUGGAGGAAUGUUGCCUAUUGAAAUUGGCAACUUAAUUAGCCUCACACAUUUUGAUCUUUCUCUGAAUUUGCUCUCUGGUCCCCUACCUGAUACGUUAUGGACAUUGAAGCAUCUAAAAUUCCUCGACCUGAACCAUAAUUUACUUGGAAACUCUUUACCAAUGGGGAUUAUGAAUCUAUCAAGCUUAUCAACACUGCACCUUAAUAAUUGUUCACUAAGUGGUCCAAUACCCAGUGAAUUAGGGAAUUUAACUACUUUAAAUAGAUUAUCUCUUAAAUCUAAUUUACUUUCUGGAUUAAUACCACAUGAUAUUGGGAAACUAGUCGACUUAGAGUACCUUGACCUCUCUAUUAAUUCCUUUGAGGGUGAUAUUACUGAGUUUCACCUUUCCAACCUAACCAAACUAAAGGCUUUGCUCUUGUCUGAAAACCCCUUCCUUACCAUAGUAAUAGACCACGAUUGGACCCCUCUCUUUCAAUUAGAGUUAAUUAGCCUCGGUCCCUGUAAGUUAGGUCCCAGAUUUCCUACAUGGCUUCGUUCACAACAGUCUAUCAGCGCUAUUCACUUGUACAAUACAAGUAUCGAGGGCAACUUACCUGAAUGGUUUUGGAACUCUUUUUCCAUCAUUAAAUUUUUAGAUCUCUCUCAUAAUAAAAUUAGCGGAACAUUGCCAAUAUCCCUAGCAAGCUUGACCGAAUUAUAUUAUUUAAAUUUUGGUUCGAAUUUACUAGAAGGCCCAAUUCCUCAUUUGCCACCCAACAUAAUGUUGCUAGAUCUAUCUGAUAAUGCAUUUUCAGGGUCGUUACCACCAACGUUAUUCACACCAAAAUUACAACAUUUGAUUCUCUCACAUAAUCAUAUUAAUGGAAGCAUACCUUCUAAUAUUUGUAAUUUUCAUACAUUUCGACACCUCAACUUAUCAAACAACCAAAUAUUUGGAGAAAUUCCCCGGUGUUGGCAGAAGGGCUCAUUUAUUCGAUAUAUUAAUUUGGGAAACAAUAUGGUCUUUGGAGAAAUUCCAAGUUCUCUUGGCAACUUGAUGAAGCUUGAGUUCCUGCACUUGAAUAACAACAAUUUAAAAGGGCAUCUUCCAUCAUCACUACAAAAUUGCAGUCGGUUAUUGAUUGUUGAUUUCGGUGACAACAAAUUCUCUGGAAAUAUACCUUCGUGGAUUGGGCAAAGUUGGCAGCGGUUGCGUAUUCUCCGAUUGUCCUCAAAUAUGUUCAAUGGCAAUAUUGAUUCACAACUUGGGUAUUUGAGGGAUCUUCAAAUCAUCGACUUUGCAAAUAACAAGUUAUCAGGGGCAAUACCACAUUCUUUUGGAAAUUUCAGCACAAUGAUUUCGUCAUCAGUUGAACUACUUCCUUCCUUUGAUGUACCAAUGGAAAUACUAGAAGUAGUCGAAACUUGUAGCGGAAGUGAAAGCAUUACUUUAGUCACAAAAGGAGACCAACUUACGUUUUCAUCUAUUCUUUAUCUUGUGAAGAGUAUAGAUCUUUCAAACAAUGAAUUGACAUACGAGAUUCCCGAAGAAUUAGGAUAUCUUGUUGGACUCCACACUUUGAAUUUAUCAAGAAACUACUUCAAAGACAAGAUACCAGAUAGCAUCAGCAAAAUGAGUUCAUUGGAAACUUUGGAUCUGUCCUUCAAUAAUUUAUCAGGGGUUAUUCCUCAAGGCUUAUCACAACUAAAUGCUUUGAGCCAUUUGAAUCUGUCUUAUAACAACCUAUCUGGAAACAUUCCUUCUGGGAAUCAACUUCAAACAUUGGAUGAUGUAUCCAUUUAUAUUGGUAAUCCUUAUCUUUGUGGAGACUUAGUAAACAAGAGUUGCUUUCAGGGAAACAACACCAAUGCGACAAGCGAGGAGCAUGCAAUGUUAUCGUUAGUGCUAUCAACCUAUUUCAGUAGCACACUUGGAUAUUUUGUCGGAUUAUGGAGUGUGUUUGUUUUUUUACUAUUUAAGAAAAAAUGGAGGUACUCUUGUUUUAAGAAAGUCGAUGAAAGUUAUGAUAUAGUUCAUGUGACAAUCAAGAUAAGAUUGAAUAGAAUAGUGAACUGUUAGUUUUUUUAAAAUAAAGUUUGUGAUGAAUGUAACAAUAAUUAGUUUUCAUAUUAGAGUUGUGAGCUUUCAUUGUAAGCAUGGAACUUUCAAGAACCAUAUUCUUGUGAUAUUUUGCAACGAAACAAUGCUGUGAUUGUGCUUUUAGUGUAA